AUGACGUCAAGCACGCUUUCCCGACACAUCCUUUCCAGGAAAAUAAAGAACAAAAGAAAUAUAAACGUGGGACGGUUCAUCUACCCAUGUUUGUGCAUAUUCCUGGCAGCCGAUCAAAAUAUAUUCCUUCUGAGGGAGGGACUGCGCUUCGAAGUUAGAACGCGAUUCCCUGCUUGCUUUACUCAACUGACCCUAGAAAAGGACCCCGGGAAGAGGAGGAAUAGUGCAGAAACCAGCGAGCAAUCGAAGGCUCUAUCUUCCUCCCAAGCAAUGGCAGGAAAGGAGGUUGUAACCCUCGAGAGCUUGAGGAAGAAAAUGGCAGAUUUUGCAAGGGAGAGGGACUGGGAGCAAUUCCACAGCCCCAGAAACCUCCUCCUUGCUCUGGUGGGAGAGGUUGGGGAGUUGUCUGAGAUCUUUCAGUGGAAAGGUGAGGUGGCCAAGGGGUUACCGGACUGGGGGGAGGAGGAGAAGCAACACCUGGGGGAGGAGCUCUCUGAUGUGCUGCUCUACCUUGUGAGGCUCUCAGAUAUGUGUGGGGUGGACCUGGGUGAGGCAGCCCUCAGGAAGCUGGAUCUCAAUGCCGCCAAGUACCCAGUCCACCUCUGCAAGGCCUCCUCCAUGAAGCGCACCUACAAUUCUUCCGGUGCAAACGAGAAUCCCCAAAGUGGAGGAGCCCCAGAGGGCUCUGGACUCUGAAGCACCAUCUAGGAUUCUAGGUUUUUACUAAAGUCUUCGUGUGGUUGAUAUUGUCUUACUGUUUUUGCAUGGCGUGGGCACCAUCUGGGUUGGUGGUGCAGCCAUUGCUUACUGGGAAGGCUACUUGACAGAAGAUACUUGAUAUCACUGCUGUUGCUUAUCUUUUACACUGCUAAAUGCUUCAGAGAUGAAACCUGUUGUUAUGA
Messenger RNA from Zingiber officinale, 902 nucleotides. RefSeq names its product dCTP pyrophosphatase 1-like. Gene Ontology annotation, biological process: nucleoside triphosphate catabolic process. The transcript has 3 exons. The record is from RefSeq and is a predicted model, not a curated record. Gene Ontology annotation, molecular function: nucleoside triphosphate diphosphatase activity. Lineage: Eukaryota; Viridiplantae; Streptophyta; Magnoliopsida; Zingiberales; Zingiberaceae. The coding region runs from base 1 to 696 and encodes 231 amino acids.